AUGGUGGCUUACAGGUUCCAUCAGUACCAGGUGGUGGGGAGAGCCCUGCCGACGGAGACGGAGGAGCACCCGAAGAUCUACCGGAUGAAGCUCUGGGCCACCAACGAAGUCCGCGCAAAAUCUAAGUUUUGGUACUUUUUGAGGAAGCUUAAGAAGGUGAAAAAGAGCAAUGGUCAGGUUCUUGCUAUCAAUGAGAUUUUUGAGAAAAACCCGACUACCAUCAAGAACUAUGGGAUUUGGCUGAGGUACCAGAGCCGAACGGGCUACCACAACAUGUACAAGGAGUACCGUGACACCACUUUGAACGGUGCUGUCGAGCAAAUGUACACCGAGAUGGCUUCCCGUCACAGGGUCCGUUCCCACUGCAUCCAGAUCAUCAAGACUGCCACAAUCCCGGCCAAGCUCUGCAAGAGGGAGAGCACGAAGCAGUUUCAUGACUCGAAGAUCAAGUUCCCAUUGGUGUUCAAGAAGGUGAGACCACCCACAAGGAAACUCAAAACCACGUACAAGGCAUCCAAGCCCAACUUGUUUAUGUAA
Striga hermonthica is the source of this 537-nucleotide messenger RNA. The record is from the annotation of a GenBank genome assembly. NCBI's taxonomy places the organism in Eukaryota, Viridiplantae, Streptophyta, Magnoliopsida, Lamiales, Orobanchaceae.